Molecule: messenger RNA, 3072 nt
Organism: Daphnia magna
Lineage: Eukaryota; Metazoa; Arthropoda; Branchiopoda; Diplostraca; Daphniidae
Product: inter-alpha-trypsin inhibitor heavy chain H4
Exons: 12
Coding region: 82-2808 (908 amino acids)
Source: RefSeq, a predicted model, not a curated record
UAAAUUGGAGGGAGGUUCUGUGAAGGUCUGCAGACAAUCUUUCGCUACCGGGCAAGAUACAUCACAGAGGAGCACGACAAGAUGACAGAGACUACCCGAUUUUCUUUUCGUUUAUCAGCACUCAUCAUUCUGCAAUUAUGGUUGAUGUUUGCGAGUGCUUCCCCAGCUAAUCGGGUAUGGAUCGUUCGACGUGAUGUCCAAAACUUGGUUGAGGCAACUACUGAACUCAAUCAGCCAAAGGAACAAAAGGUCGAGAAUGCCCUACCACGAAUUUAUUUCAUGGAGAUUGUAUCGGAUAUCCGGCUACGUUAUGCCUCGACAAAAGUCACGUCAAAAGUUGCCAAUCCUGCUGACAAAGCUCAGGAAGCCACUUUUCAUGUUGUUCUGCCAGACACGGCCUUCAUUUCCAGUUUCUUGAUGGAAAUUGAUGGAAAGGUGUACAAAGCAAGUGUUAAAGAAAAAGAAGAAGCUCAAACAGAUUACCAGAAUGCGGUGGAUGCGGGACUAUCCGCUGCCCAAGUGACUGCAAAUGCCCGUGAUGCCAAUCAGUUUACCGUAUCGGUUAAUGUUGAACCUCAGGCGAAAAUGCUAUUUAACUUGACAUACGAGGAGUUGUUGACCAGACGCAGAGGAAUUUAUGAGCAGGCCAUUCACGUCAGCCCGGGUUCAAUUGUCCCACAAAUGAGCGUUCGAGUCAACAUUUUUGAGACGCUCCCCAUCAACAAAAUCACAGUCCCUCAAUUACGAGGCAAUGAUAUCGAACAAAAUCAAGACCUGAGUGAAAACGAGGUAGCCAAGAUUAUCCGCACGAACGAAACAGUUGUGAGCGUCGUUUACGAGCCGACAGAGACACAGCAAAUCCAAUCUUCAAAGGAUGGACUGCAGGGUCAAUUUGUUGUGCAGUACGAUGUGGAUCGUUCGUCCAUUGAAAGGAACGGCGGAGAAAUUCACGUGGUGGAUGGGUACUUUGUCCACUUUUUUGCUCCAACCACUUUGCCGGCCCUUCCUAAACACGUCAUCUUUGUGCUGGACACAAGUGGAUCGAUGGCAGGAACGAGAAUUGAGCAAACGAAACAGGCCAUGAACUCCAUCCUGGACCAACUGAGAGAAGACGACCUCUUUAGUGUCGUUGAAUUCUCAACAGGCGUCUCGGAAUGGGAUUUAAGAAAACCAUACAAAGCGCUUGAAACUUACUACUACAAUAUUCCGGUGGGAGACACAACAGAAGUUCCGCAGAACAGGACAGAACUGGAAGAAAGUUUUGGCCUCUACGAUGAUAUUUUUGCGUAUCCUGUAACGGAGCGUUCCAUCAAAAGGGCCAAAGAAUUUGUCAACACCAUGGACGUUACUUCCUCCACCAACAUUAACGAUGCCCUUUUGCUGGCGCUGAAAAACAGCCAAUCCGUUCAGUCACGACUGCGCCUCACGCCGAUCAUCAUUUUCCUGACAGACGGUGAGCCCACUUCAGGCGUGGUUGAUAAAACUGAAAUUCUUGCCAAUGUACGGAAGGGAAAUAGUGACGACGUGGUGAGCAUUUUCAGUUUGGCCUUUGGUACGGGCACAGAUUACGAUUUCUUGACCAAAAUUUCGAGUCAAAACCGUGGAUUUGCACGCAAAAUCUACGAAGCUGCGGAUGCCACUCUCCAGCUCAAGGGAUUCUUUGAAGAAGUGGCAUCACCUCUACUCAACAAUGUUCGCUUUGUUUAUAACAAAGAUGGUCCUGUGCAUGACGUCACUGAGACCAACGUACCCAACUUCUUCAAGGGCACAGAAUUUGUUGUGGCCGGCCGAAUCGACCCGGAUACAGAACUGAGUGCAUCCAUCACUGGAACAGGAGCAAGUGGUUCCUUUUUAUUCCCUGACAUUCGACCGGUGAUAGACGACUACAUUUUAUUACCCAAUCCGAAUAACAGCGUUGUCGAAACGGUACCUGCCAAAAAGAGCUUUUCAUUGGAGAAAAUUUGGGCGUACAUGACGAUUCAGGAUAUGUUGAAGAAACGUCAAAUCGUCGAUGAUGCCAAGGCUAUUGCCGAGUUCAACGGCAAAGCUCUCAACCUCUCUCUUACAUACGGCUUCGUCACACCCUUGACUUCAUUGGUAGUCGUGAAACCGAAUAGUACUGCUGCCACGGCUGACGUCCGUCCUGCUGAUGCUAAUCAAGGCUUACAACCCUUUUACGGUUUUGCUCUCGCUGCGCCUUCUCCAAUAGCAGCAUUUUCGCCAAAUCAUUUCAGCGGUGGUAUCCGCCAACCCGCUUUUGCAGUCUCAGCCCUUGUAGCACCAGGGUAUCAAGCCAUUCCUUUUAAACGACCAAUAACAUCAACUUUCAGGCCAGACUUUGGAACGUCUCAAUCACCUCAUAUUACCGAACAUUUUGAAACGUCUCGAUCACCUCACAUUACCGAACAUUUUGAAUUUCCAUCGUUUUCACCUGAAGAAUGGAUUAGCCAGUUUGAACAUAAUCUUACACACGUUAAAAUUCCUGCAGGCAACGAAACACUAGACCUGUCCUGGGAAGAUGAACUGCCGGAUGUCGAGUACGAAUCGUGUACGACGAAUCGCCUUCAUCACGCUGUUUGCAAAUCCAUUUGGAAGUGUUCCACCGUUUUGCACGAAUCCACAUUUGUGUCCAAGGAAUUGACUGUGGACGCCAAGGCUGCUUGCGUUAUCGAAAACAAAUAUGUGGGUAUCUGUUGUGAUGCAUCACCCAUUUUCCCCGAGUUAUCCAUCGAUUUUACGACGAUUAUACCAGAAUUGGAAACCACUACGUUUGUUGAUGACAGUUCCACAUUCACUAGUGACCCAUAAUCUCCCAUUUAUUCGGACUCAAUUUUAUUUUUUUUGACGAUGUAAACCUAUCGGAUAAGGGGAAGAAAAUUAAUUGAUUUUUAUUAUGUUAAUUUUUAUUAGUCCGUAUGUUGUAAUUGGUGCAUGUUAAUGUUUUCCCACGAUAUCGCAAAAUCCUUGUUAACUGCGGCUUUAGUUCUCGAAGCGUUUAGUUUGUCUUUUUCAGUUAUGCGUGCAAUUUUCGUUAUUUUUAAGAAUGCAAUAAACUAUAUGCUAACAAACAAA